AUGUUGUUAAUUGUGGGAGCCGGGGACACUAGACCCCCAGAACCCAUAAAGCUUGAUGAUCAUUCUCGUGAACAGCUUGAUGAUCAUUCUCGUGAACAGCUUGAUGAUCAUUCUCGUGAACAGCUUGAUGAUCAAUCUCGUGAAGAGCUUGAUGAUCAUUCUCGUGAACAGCUUGAUGAUCAUUCUCGUGAACAGCUUGAUGAUCAUUCUCAUGAAGAGCUUGAUGAUCAUUCUCAUGAACAGCUUGAUGAUCAGUCUCAUGAACAGCUUGAUGAUUAUCCUCCUAAACAGCUUGAUGAUCAUUCUCAUGAACAGCUUGAUGAUCAUAAAAUUUUCCAAAAAACUUUUCCCUUUUUCUUAGACAACUCAAAGCUAGAUGAGGAUGAACUAGUGGAAGAUAAACCAGAAAUUGACCUUGAAGAAGCCGCGAACAAGGUCAACGAGUCUUUGACAACGGCAGAGGAACUUGCAAAAAAGUUGAGCGAUUUGAACCAAGAUAUUAUUGAAUGGCUUGUUAACUAUGCCAACACGAAAGCAAGCAACAAAGGCAAGAAGAGGCUUGAGAAGAGUUUGGAUUCUGCGAAGAAUGAAUUAUCAGAUUUGAGUGAAAAAUUGCUCAAGCUUCAGACAGAACUUGAAGAAAAAGAUGAAAAAUUCCAGCAGGUUGCGAAGCAACUUGAGACUAAAACACAAGAAGCUGUUAGAUACAAGACUGCAGCUGAAGUUGCCAAGAAAAGUGCACAAGACAACGAGGCCCACACAAGUGUUUUGCAGGAUGAAAUAACAAGACGAGAUGAGAAAAUUGUGGAAUUGCGCACAAAAUUAUCUCGCUUGGAGAUUAAUCUCACGGAAACCCAGUUUGAUAAGGAAAUGUCAACAAAGAGAUUAGAUAAUGCUCAAGCUCAGACAAAGAUGUUUGAAAUUAUAGAGGAAUAUUCUAUGGAGGAUGAGGAACCUGAAAAACUUGCUAAGCUACAAGAGGAAGUGGAGCAUAAGAAAAUGGCUGUUGGUGAUGCAGAAAGAGAAAUGGAAAAACUCCACAGGGAACAACUGGCCAGCCUUCACAAAUCACACCAGCUUGAAAUUACAGAGCUUAAAAAAGAACAUGAAGAAGAAGUAGCAAAGCUCACUGAAGAGCUUCUGAGUGUUAGGGAGCAGAUCACACUUGUGGAACAGCAGGCUCUUGAAGCCAAUAGCCAUUCAGAUGAAUUACGAGCAAAAUUAAUUGAACUACAACUGCGGGAACCCACUAAGGAAAAUAUUGAAGCGCCACUUUCCCGCGAAUCAUCGGCAACAUUAUCUGGCAAGUCUAUAGGUGAAUUAUCUGCUAGUGAAGAUGAGCAUCCAUCCAGACAGAAGGCUAAAAAAUUCUUAGUUGUUAACAAGGAUAGCCGACAGAGUACUAAGGACACCAAAAAAAAGGCCGAGACUCUCAAACCAACAAAAGCUCCUUCCAAAUCUCCUAACAGGAACAUAAAAGAGAAGGCAGGAAGAAGUAAAGGUAUGUUUACAAUAAUUAUGUUCUAUGUGUUAAAGUUACACUUGACUGUUGCACUCAUAUUUCCUAUAAAAAACUUUGUAAACUUAGAAAAAAAAAGAACUAAUGAACGUCGCCAGGCAAACAAGACGUCCGAAAAAUCUAGAGACGUCAUUAGAUUGUUGGAACGGAAUUUUCCGAACGCUUUCGACCUUGAUGAUGAGGAGUCCUGGGCAAGUGUUCCACCUCAGCAUGUACAAGGUAGAUUCCUACAGUAUAGACAACUUGGAAGAGGAAAGAUCAAAGAGCUGGAGGAACAGUUACAAGUGACCUUAACUAAAACACACAGGAAGGUCAACUCCUUGAAAAGUCAGUUCAAUGAACACAAGAGUAAAUGGGAGGCAGAGAGAAAGAUUCUGAUUGAGCAGGUAGAGCAGGCACAGAAGUUGCAGACGGACGCUGAGAAGGAAGCUGAUGCAGCCAUGACACAACUUGAGGAAUUCAUCAACGAACAAGAAAAACUAGAAGAUGAGGAAGAACAGAAACGACAGGAAAUCAUCAAGACGAUGUCUCGACCUGGCACUGUCAAACGUACCACACCUGCUCCAGCUGAACCAAAAUCUACUCAAGACGUAAAAGCAGAGGAACAAGGUCAAGGUGAUCGUCUGCAGACGGAAAAUUCAGAACAAGAGUUAAAGAACUUGAUGCAGCAGACUGAUGAUGCCAAAGCACAGAAGAAUGCACGACAGACAGGUGCUAUUUCAGCCCCUCCAGCUGUUGAGCCAGAUGAUGCACAGGCACAAAAGUUGCAACAGCAGUUUGAAAUUCUUGAAGAGGAUUUUGAAAGUAAACCAGUCACUUCAAGGGAGAAAAAGUCAGUAAGUCAGUCUGGAAUAAAUCUGGAUGACGAGAAGCCUGUUUCUCCUCCAAAAGAAGCAUUUAGGACACCUAGAUCAGUUAGAAGCAGAAGCAUUCAGAGUAAUGACUCCAUGAACAUUGAUACUGACCCUGAUGAAGGUGUUGCCACAGAAUUGUCUCCGUGUCAGUCAGAGGCUUUAAAUAAUUUAAAAUCAAUGAUGGCAGAAGAUAAUUUGAAUUUAGAACAGCAGAAAACCCUUGAGUCACUCAGAUCAGUCAUUAGAAGCUUAUCUGCAGAACAAGCACUCCGGGACAUUCAGCUGGAGCGAACAGUAACAAUUCUUUCUCUUGCGAGCCAGAUAGCACAAGAAUCUGUCGAACUGGGAGUUUUGCCUGACAGUGUUUUUGACAGCUUAUCAAAAGUUGGCUCCAGAGCCAUAUCAGCAGUGUCAGGUCAACGGUCAGUUAAAGGAUCAGCAGUUUCGAGAUUAAAUAUCAAAUCAGAGAAAGUGGAAGAAGAAAUCUCAGUUGUCAAGGUCUGUAACCUUUAUAAUUUCCACACACCAGACAAAGAAGAAAUUGAAUUCAAUUUGGUGAAGCCACAAAAAUCAGAAUCUUCAAAGACUGGUUCAAAAAUAUCUUCCAAAGAAAAUGAAGAUCAAUCCAAAGGAGUGAAAAAUGAAGGAAAGUUGAAGGAAAGUGAAGACGAACAAUCCAAACAGGUAAAAACUAAAAGAAAAUUGAAGGAAACAGAACUUGAAAAGUCCAAUGAGGUUAAAAGUGUGACAAAGGAGAAGGAAAGAGAACUUGGAAAGUCCAAAGAGGUAAAAAGUGAAGCAGAGUUUAAGGAAAGAGAACUUGAAAAGUCCAAAGAGGUUAAAGAUGAAGUAAAGGUGAAGGAAAGAGAACUUGAAAAGUCAAAAGAGGUAAAAAGUGAAGCAAAGUUGAAGAAAAGAGAACUUGAAAAGUCCAAAGAGGUAAAAAGUGAAGUAAAGCUGAAGGAAAAAGAACUUGCAGAAUCAGUGAAAGAGUAUUCUUUUAGUGGUUCUGGUAUGGCAGAUUUCCUUUCUUCAAGGGGUGACUCAUUUUCUGCAAGCCUCCCAAGGACUAUGACUUCAUCUGAGUGGCGUAGGUUCUCUCCCGAUGAUCCUUUCACCCCAACUGCAGAAAAGAAACAAAAGCAACCCAAAGAAUUAAGAAAGGAUUUGACACCAGAGGACUUGCACGGAGCAGAAACAAAAAUGUCUGCAAUCAGUGUAGUAAUAUCACCAAAAAAGAAGUCCCGUCCAGUUACAAUGCAGCAGAUGCUUUACGGUGAAAAGAAAAAUCUUGAAGUUGCUCCUGCAGAGCUAGAGGCUGCUAUUAAAAAGCUAAACAAGGAUGCAUUACCAAGGUCAAGGUCACCUAAAAGGCCAGGGUCAACUAAAGCAAAACAGCAGUUGUCUCAGAAGCGAUCAUCACCACUCAAGCUGAAUUCUGUUAUUGAAAGCAGAACUAAUUCUCUCAUGUCCUUAGAAAAUAAUGCUAGCUCUGUAUCAGAAAUUCAAACUAACCAAUCAGAUUUGACAGUUCAGAAUCUACAGGAAGGAUUUGUAGAUAGUUCUUCUGACAGUGUUAAUAACUUCAAGGUCCAUUUAGCUCAACUGCCAUCAGAACCAGAUACAGCUAAAGUUACAAAGUUUCAAUGUGUAUCAAAAGUCCUGACUUUUGAAAUUGAAGCAGAGCAUAAAAGUAGGUCAGGUGUUAAGAAGGCCAACAUCUCAAAAGGUGUUAAGGCACAGGCUGAACCCAUUGGUUUUAUGAAAGAGGAGGAUAAUUUUUAUAAUUUGGAUAAAUUUUCAAUAGCAGGAAAUAGUUUCAGUAUUGGAGAAGAAUUUAAAGGGUUUAAAAAAACUUCAGGCAGAAAAAAGCCUUCUAGGUCAAGGUCAUUUGGAGGAUUUGCAAAAAUCAGGUCAAGGUCAACUUCACAUAUACUAGGUGAAAGUUUACCGGGAAAAGUGUCACUGAGCAACAGGUUAUCUUUGCUUACAAGUAGAAAUAAGUAUCAUGUUGGUUACUCAGAAUUUGGUGACAAGUCAAUCUUGAAUAAAACAGAAACAAUGUACCAUAGUAACGUCAAGUCACCAAAAGAAAAUCUAUUCCCCCCAAAAUGGAAAUUUAGAAAUGAUACUGUUGCCAUAGCAACUCCAGUCAGCCAAAGUGACCUUCAGAAUUCAGAGGUCAAGGAAAUAACAUCUGAAGAGCUCGACACACAUACAGAAUCCAUCCAAGAGGAGACAACUGCUAAAUCUCCCCACUCCAGAUCAUCCCGAUCUUCUCAGAAAGCAUCCAGACUGUCUGCUAAAUCUAAAAGCUCCGCCUCUCACAUUGAAAGCCCCGCCCCUUCUGAACUACUGCAGCCAAAAUCUCCAUCUACUUUUGGCAGAAUGUCUCCAGAUACUACAAAUAGAACUUCUCCUGUUACUAUAAAUAGAUCUCCAAGGACGACUGCUACACCUGGCACUUUGGUGUCAGAAGUGCAGCGACCUGUGUCAAUAUCUUCUGUCCAACCAAGAAUUUGUGAUUCUCCACCCCCACCUUUGCAUAGAUCCCUGCCCCCUCAUUUGCAUAAAGAAACACAGACAGAUGAUUGGCUGGCACAGAUUGAGCAUGAGCCAGUCUCUGGUAACACUGAAGACGAGGUCAGGCAGUCGUCUGCUAAGAGUCGCGCUUCACUUCGCAGCCAGUUUAAAUCACGCCUGGAUGAAACUCGUCAAGCCGUAGAGGAAAGACGUACAAAGUCUCCAGUUAUUGCAGUGCUUGCUCAGAAGUCAAUCGAUGAUGAAUUAAUCAUUGAAGAUGAUGAUGAUCUACCUAUUCCUGAUGAUCUUAAAGAGGAAGUUUUAUACAGAGAAGAUACUUUAGAUGCUGGCACUUCUCCCCCUCCAAGCAAACAGGAAAUCAGCAGGAAAAUAAGUGUGGCUUCUAGGAAGUCGACCAAUUUAGCUGAACAUCCAGUUGUUAAUGAAUAUUUACGAGCUUACACUGGUAUCCACAACUUCAAAGAGGCAAUGAGCAGAGUUCUUGUCGAUAAAGAUCAGAUGUCAGCCAGCCAGAUUUUGACAGAUUUAGAUGUUAUACAGUUCAACAAGGAUAACAAAGUAGUUCCACAAAUCUCAAAUAUGACAGAAAAUAUCUAUUAUGUUCUAAAUGAGGUAUCACAAGUUGUCAACAGUGUCCUGCAAAAUGACAGGGGACCUGUGGUUUCAUCAUUAAUGAUGGGAAUGUCUAGAGAUGCGACUCAACGAACGAUCAUGCGGGAGAAAUCUGGGGCAACAGGGGAUAUGCUGCCAGAGACCAGAGGAAGUCAGAGGACCGUUUCCACGAAAGCCGGUAGUGUAUCGACAGAUGCCGCCCAAUACCAGGAACUUCAGGCCCAGUACGAAAAAUUACAAAACCAAAUGUCCGAGGAUAGUAAGAAGUAUGAGGAGCAACAGAAACACAAUGUUGUUGUGAUGAUGGAAAUGCAGGACACCAUUAAUCAGCUACAACGAGAAUUAUCUGCCCUUGGAAAGCAGACCCGACGACCAAUGUCAGAAAGUGUGUCUGCUGCUGGGGCACAGAAUGCUGACUCAGCGAUCAUGUUCACACGUCUGGACUCGGAGAGAAAUGCAAAGAUCAUGAAGAAAGCUGUUAACGAGAGAAAACUGGAUCCCAAUAGAUACAAAGAAGCCAUGGUACAAAUGGAUGAAUAUGUUAACUUACCAGCACAACGGCUAGCCCACCUGGUCAGAAAAUAUGUCCACCAUUGCCGUAUGAAAGAAAUAGAAGAGAAUGUUCAGAAAAGUCAAAGUUUGAACGAAAAUGUGUUUGAGUUGUUUGAUAAGAUGGAAGCUUUACAAAACCAGAGAGCCAAACGAUGGGCAGAUAGGAUGGAUGAGAUGGGUAUAGAGAGGUACAGACUGGCUAACAUGUUGAUGGAGACGUUAGACAGUAUUGAACAAGAGUCGGGGCUUUUCCUCAUCAAACCUAUGUAUUCAUACAGAGGAAGAGAGCCAAAGGAACAACCAUACUCUGGGAAAAUAACAAGACCAUUCCGGCCACACAGAACACUCUCACCCUUACGGGACAAUAACAGUGCUCACGCCCCAGCCCCAACACCUGCAUCCAAUGUCCGGCCUUCAAAAAAACAAUUCAAAAUGAUUGUAAUGGGUUUGGACACCGUUUUGGCUUUUGAGCUGGAACUUGCUGAGAGGCCAAAAUCUACGCAAAGCUAUAAAACUCGGCCUAAAUCUGGACUAAGUGAUAAACAAAGACCUCAGUCAAGGCUAAGUGAAAAAUUAAGGUCUGAAUCUAGGACAAGUGACAAUGAAUUGACUGCUUCUAGGAUUUCUGAAAACACUUUGACUGGUUUAAGUGUUGGUGAGGAUAAUUUGACUGGUUUCAGACAAAGUAACAAUGAUUUGACUGGUUCAGGAAUUUCUGAACACACUGUUACUGGUCUCGGUGUUCUUGGUGAUAACUUGACUGGUUUCAGACAAAAUGAAAAAGAUUCAACUGGUUCAAAUCUUACUGAAAAUAAUAAAAUAGGAACUAAUGAGGCAGAAAAUAAGCCAAGUAACAUACCAAACUGCAUGUCAGUAAAUGAAAGCAUUUGGUUAGAAACGAAGCUCAGUGAAAGUGUAGAAAGGCCAUCAAAUGAAAACCAUAGGCCUAAUUCAAGGCUGAGUUCCUGUGCAAGGCCUGAAUCAAUGCUAAGUGAUAUUUUCACCAGAGAAAUAAAGUAUAAUGAGAAAAUUAGGCCAAAGACUGGUAUUGAAAGAUGUAAAAGUUACCUGUAUUCAAGAAAUAGACCUAAAACUAGUGUUCCCACCAGUAGGUCAGGAAAAAAUGUUUCUAAACCAAAGAGUAGUCCAUCAUUAAGAAGGCCUAAGUCAGGAACAGUACAGUACUCAAGUCAGAAUGUUAGUCAAGCUCAGUAUGAAGCUAAGGGCCCGCUGGAAGGUGACAGCACCGGCUUGAUGGGGUCAUCUGUUGGCUACAUAGGAGCUCAAGCUGGAUCAACUUGGAAAAUGGCAGAUUCACAGCUUGGAAUAAAUAAUCCACAUCUGGGCAAUGUUAAUACUCCAAGAAUCCUUGAACUUGAUAUAAACCGAAUGAUGAUUGGUCAGAAUACAAUAAGUGCCCAGAUUGGUUCCCAGGGUUGGAGCAAUGACAGACUGGUCAAUGCAGCAAAUAACAACCUGCGGGCAUACAUGACGGUCAAUCGCCCAGGACCGAACUCUGCAGGCAGAGCUGACAGACCUCAUUCAGGUUCAAGACAAACAACACGUCCUUCUUCUUCACCCACAAACCACAGUGCAUCUACAGCUAAACGUGUACGACUAUCAGAUGUAGAAAUUCCUACUGUAAUGUCGCAGAGUCAGCCGUUACCUCCAAUCGGUGGACAGGAUAGGCCAAGUAGCAGCAGCAGACAAUCGCCUCCUAGAAUACCAGUUGGAAAUGAUCUACCAGAGAGCCCUCCGGGUUCCAGUCUACGACAUUCUCCACUAGGAAUGGAUGAUACAGAAGUUACUUCCCCUGUUAAAUGAAGCAAUUACCUCCCAUUGUAAUAAUUCUCCAUGUAUAUAU
Molecule: messenger RNA, 7945 nt
Organism: Mercenaria mercenaria
Lineage: Eukaryota; Metazoa; Mollusca; Bivalvia; Venerida; Veneridae
Exons: 44
Coding region: 1-7905 (2634 amino acids)
Source: RefSeq, a predicted model, not a curated record